GAAGUAUCUUUGCUCAGAUAUGUCAACUGUUUCCAUUAAACAAUCCCCAGCUGUUACUUGCGAGUUUACGUUCAUUAAUAUUUAGUUGAAUCGAAGAAGUCAUUGUUCAGAGAAUAUAAUUGCUUUUUCAGUUAAUUAUCAUUUGUUUGUUAGCAGCUCUUUUAGUGCACUAGCCUUUUUUUAGGUGUAUUUCGACAGGUUGUUAGCCGACUAGCCUGCUAAAGCCUUCACUCUGGUUAACUGUUUUCACUUUGCAUAAACUUCGCUGAAUCAUGGAGCAAAUGGGCGUAUAUCCUGUGAAACUGUACAUUUACGACAUUUCCAAAGGAAUGGCCCGCCAGCUGGGUCCUGUAAUGCUUGGAAAACAUCUUGAUGGGAUCUGGCACACUGGUAUUGUGGUCCAUGGGAAGGAGUUUUUCUAUGCAGGUGGUGGGGAAGAGAGCAUCAUCAACUGUCCACCUGGUGGUACCGUCUUGGGUGAACCUGACUCCAUAGUGGAUCUGGGUUCCACUGAGGUACCUGCAGAGCUUUUUAUGGAGUACCUGUCUUCACUGGCAGAAUCCACCUACAGAGGUGACAAGUACAACCUGUUUGCGCACAACUGCAACACCUUCAGCAAUGAGGUGGCUCAGUUCCUGACAGGCAAGAAGAUCCCUUCGUAUAUUACAGACCUUCCAUCUGAAGUACUAGCUACGCCUUUUGGCCAGGCACUCCUUCCCUUACUGGAGUCCGUUGCCAUAAAUCCUGGAGACAACAACAUGAAUGGGCCGCGAUAGACAGAGUUAGACACAUUCAUGGACAUGCGGUGUUUUAACAGUUGAGGGGAGAGUUUAAAAAUUAAUCACUGAAGUGGUAACACCUGUACCAGAAGCUGAUAACUUGAUCUAGGUCAUUUUUACAGUUAACUAGCCAUCAUGUGCUUUUUCUUCUUUCCAGUUCAGUAUCUACAGAUUCUAUAUAUCAGUUGUUUUGGGCACACAAGUCUCAGUGGCCAAUGAAGUAAAAAAAAAAA
Messenger RNA from Thalassophryne amazonica, 1012 nucleotides. It is a transcript of the gene desi1b, whose product is annotated as desumoylating isopeptidase 1b. Gene Ontology annotation, molecular function: peptidase activity. NCBI's taxonomy places the organism in Eukaryota, Metazoa, Chordata, Actinopteri, Batrachoidiformes, Batrachoididae. The record is from RefSeq and is a predicted model, not a curated record. Gene Ontology annotation, biological process: protein modification by small protein removal. The transcript is spliced from 6 exons. The coding region runs from base 273 to 776 and encodes 167 amino acids.